AUGGAUGCAGAUUUACAGCCAGUCAUUGUGAAGGAGAUUAUCACAGUGAAGAGUCAGGACUUCGUGAACCCAAUGGACGUGGGGCAGAAGACAGUGAACAGCCCAGAAGGUGCUGGCCCGGGACUUAUUGGAGGCAUCAGGCAAAGUCCUGACAAUGACCUCCCUCUGCAAGCCUCCUCCAAGCUGGCCAGGUUGUCCCAAUCUGCAUCCAACGAUGGCAAGGGCUUUGCAGCAGAGGAAGCUAGAACCUGCGCCCUGGAACGCUCCAGAACCGGAGGGUCCUGCAAGGUCAACAGCAGCACCCCAAGCCAUGGGACCUUCGCCCUGAGGAAGGACUCCACCGAGAGCUUUCCACUGAAGAACCAGGUCAUGGGUGACCUCAACGGGCAGAGUAACUCCGUGCCUUGCAGGAUUGUGCCCCUCCAGAGCGCAGAUGGGGACAGCCAACAGGCCUUCGGGACAACCACCCUGGAGCAGAAUAAUGGCAAGGAAGGUUGGGUAUCCAUGAGCCAGAGCACGGUGGUGCUGGGCGCAGAUGGCAACACGUCUGUUCUGCCUGGAAGCCUCACUGAGGACGAUGAUGAUGGAGAUGAGAAUAAAGUCAGAGGAAACUGGUCCAAUAAACUGGAUUUUAUCCUGUCUAUGGUGGGCUAUGCGGUGGGUCUGGGCAAUGUCUGGCGGUUCCCUUACUUGGCUUUUAAAAAUGGCGGAGGAGCUUUUCUCAUCCCCUACCUGAUCAUGUUGGCACUGGCGGGGAUCCCCAUCUUCUUACUGGAGGUGUCUCUGGGGCAGUUUGCCAGUCAGGGGCCCAUCUCUGUGUGGAAAGCCAUCCCGGCCCUUCAAGGCUGUGGAAUUGCGAUGCUCAUCAUAUCAGUACUGAUCGCCAUUUAUUACAACAUCAUCAUGUGUUACACCCUCUUCUAUCUGUUCGCCUCCCUGGUCUAUGUCCUGCCAUGGGCUUCUUGUACCAAUCCCUGGAACACACCAGACUGCAAAGAUAAGGACAGACUGCUACUGGAUUCCUGCAUCCUUGGGGAGCACCCAAGGAUCCAAAUCAAGAACAGUACGUUCUGCAUGACGGCCUAUCCGAACUUGACGAUGGUCAACUUCACCAGCCAGGGGAACAAGUCUUUUGUCAGCGGGAGUGAGGAAUACUUCAAGUACAAUAUGUUGAAGAUUUCGGCCGGUAUUGAGUAUCCUGGUGAACUCCGGUGGCCUCUUGUCUUCUGCCUGUUCCUGGCCUGGGUCAUUGUCUACGCCUCCCUGGCCAAAGGGAUCAAGACCUCUGGAAAGGUUGUGUAUUUUACAGCCACGUUCCCUUACGUGGUCCUCGUCAUCCUCCUCGUCCGAGGGGUGACCCUGCCGGGGGCUGGAGACGGGAUCUGGUACUUUAUCACCCCCAAGUGGGAGAAGCUGGCGGAUGCCACGGUAUGGAAGGACGCGGCCACGCAGAUCUUCUUCUCUCUGUCCGCGGCCUGGGGCGGACUCAUUACUCUCUCCUCCUACAACAAGUUCCACAAUAAUCUCUACAGGGAUACGUUGAUUGUUGCCUGCACCAACAGCGCCACCAGUAUAUUUGCCGGGUUUGUCAUCUUCUCUGUCAUUGGAUUCAUGGCAAAUGAGCUGAAGGUGGACAUUGACAAGGUUGCUGAUCAAGGACCCGGCAUUGCGUUUGUGGUGUACCCCGAGGCUCUCACCCGCCUUCCUCUUUCCCCUUUCUGGGCGAUAAUAUUUUUCCUCAUGCUGCUUACUCUGGGGCUGGACACAAUGUUUGCCACCAUUGAAACCAUAGUGACUUCCGUUUCCGAUGAAUUCCCCAAAUACCUGCGUACCCACAAGCCGCUGUUCACCUUAGUGUGCUGCUUGGGGUUCUUCGUCGCGGGGUUCCCCAUGAUUACGCAGGGUGGGAUCUACAUGCUGCAGCUGGUGGACACGUACGCCGCGUCAUAUUCUCUCGUCAUCAUCGCCAUCUUCGAGCUGGUUGGGAUUUCUUAUAUUUAUGGUCUGCAGAGAUUCUGUGAAGACAUCGAGAUGAUGAUCGGAUUUCAGCCCAAUCGCUUCUGGAAGGUUUGCUGGGCUUUCGUCACGCCGACUAUUUUAACCUUUAUCUUGUGCUUCAGCUUUUACCAAUGGGAGCCGAUGACUUACGGUAGCUACCAUUACCCGUCGUGGUCCAUGAUCCUCGCGUGGUUGAUGUUGAUUUGUUCCGUCAUCUGGAUUCCGAUCAUGUUUGUCAUCAAAAUGCAUCUGGCUCCGGGCAAUUUUAUUGAGAGGCUUAAAUUGGUGUGUUCCCCACAGCCGGACUGGGGCCCGUUCCUGGCCAAGCAUCGCGGGGAACGUUACAAGAACAUGAUCGACCCGCUGGGUACCUCCUCACUGGGACUGAAACUUCCCGCUAAGGAUUUCGAGCUAGGAACACAGUGCUAGUAUAUAUGGUGUCUGUACCUUUGCUGUACAGUCUUCACCCAUUAGUCACGAUGUCCUCCUCCCUCCCUCACUUCUUUCUCCAACAGUGCAGGUGGUCUCUUAGAUAUACUGUAGGACCCCCCUUGUUGCAUGCAGUAGCCGAACGCCUAUACCGACCACCCUGCUACUCGUUGCUUCCCUCUAGUGUCCAUAACAUUUUGUUUGACUGCCAAAUAUCAGCAGUGCCUCGACAAUGAUUGUCCAGCUGCAGAGAAAUAGUUUAAUUUUAUAAGAGGAAAAAUGUGUAGAAAUAACGAUGACUCCACAACACUAUCUACCCUGCAUCAGAAGUAUU
Nanorana parkeri is the source of this 2761-nucleotide messenger RNA. It is a transcript of the gene SLC6A5, whose product is annotated as solute carrier family 6 member 5. Bases 1 to 2427 code for a protein of 808 amino acids. Gene Ontology annotation, biological process: glycine import across plasma membrane; sodium ion transmembrane transport; synaptic transmission, glycinergic. The record is from RefSeq and is a predicted model, not a curated record. Lineage: Eukaryota; Metazoa; Chordata; Amphibia; Anura; Dicroglossidae. The transcript has 16 exons. Gene Ontology annotation, cellular component: membrane. Gene Ontology annotation, molecular function: glycine:sodium symporter activity.